CCCAGGGGCAAAAUGGGAAAACCACCUCUUCAUAAAAAGUGAAUUAAACUUCCCAAUCUGUCUCUCCGCGUCUGUUCUCAUCUUCUCUACUGAGCUGAAUUUCUCUCGGGCUUCGUCUGAAGUAGCGGAUCUGGUGGAUGGGUACAUCAUCUGGCUCCAAUAUACACCACCAACCUUCAUCAAAGAUGCUUCCUCCUCGUCAGCAACCACGAGCUGGGGGACUACAAACCUCCCUGUCCCUUGUCUCUUCAGAUCCUCGGCUUUCCCCUGAAGAACCCAGAUCAAAUUCUGAUCACAGACGUGAGUCCCCUACUGAGAGUGCCAGUUCUCGAGAAACAUGGCCUACUGCUGAUGCCAUAAUGGCAAAGAAGAUGGAGAAUGGGAAAGCAGAAAAUGAUUGCCCAGAACAAUCAGUCAUUCGCCGUCUUUCCAGCGCUGAUAAGAUAUCUCUUCGAGACAUUGCAAGAGAGCGAGUUGAUAUAAUCUCUGAAAAGAUGCAUCACCUACCUGAUGAGUUUCAGGAAGAAUUAAAGAACAACCUCCGAGUAAUCCUUGAUGGGAAUGGUGGUUCGCAGCAGAGAGAUGAAUUUUUUAUCCUGCAGAAGCUUGUUCAAAGUAGAGCAGAUUUAACAGCGAAGACUUUGAUUAGAGCACACAGAGUACAGCUUGAAAUCCUUGUUGCAAUAAAUACCGGGAUUCUGGCCUUUUUGCAUCCAAAUAUCAGUCUGUCGCAAACUUCCCUUAUUGAAGUUUUCGUGUACAAGAGAUGCAGAAAUAUAGCAUGCCAAAACCAGAUUCCAGCUGAUGAUUGUACAUGCGAGAUAUGCACCAAAAGAAAUGGUUUCUGCAAUCUUUGCAUGUGUGUAGUAUGUAACAAGUUUGAUUUUGAAGUGAACACUUGCCGUUGGGUUGGUUGUGAUUUGUGUUCUCAUUGGACUCACACUGAUUGUGCUAUUCGGGAUGGACUAAUAUGCAUGGGUGCCUCUGGUAAGAGUGGAUCAGGGCCAUCCGAAAUGCUUUUUAGGUGUCGAGCUUGCAAUCGGACAUCUGAGCUACUGGGUUGGGUCAAAGAUGUUUUUCAACACUGUGCACCUGCCUGGGACCGGGAGGCUCUGACGAGAGAGCUUGAUUUUGUUAGUAGGAUUUUUCAUGGAAGUGAAGACCCCCGAGGGCAAAAACUCUUCUGGAAGUGUAAGGAACUCAAAGAAAAGAUAGAAAGUGGACUUGCAGAGUCAUCAGCAGCUUGCAGAGCAAUAUUGAUGUUUUUCCAAGAGCUUGAGGUAGACUCUCCAAAGAGCCUGGAAAAUGGGGAAAGUGGACGGCUGAUAGCCCCGCAGGAGGCCUGUAAUCGAAUUGCUGAAGUGGUGCAUGAGGCCAUAAGGAAGAUGGAAAUGGUGGCCGAUGAGAAGAUGAGAAUGUACAAGAAAGCCCGAAUGGCUGUUGAGGCUUGUGACAGGGAACUCCAGGACAAGGCCAGGGAAGUUCAAGAACUAAAGAUGGAGAGGCAAAAAAAGAAGGUACAAAUCGAAGAGCUGGAGAAAAUUGUGAGGCUCAAACAUGCAGAAGCUGAUAUGUUCCAACUCAAGGCUAAUGAGGCAAAACGAGAGGCUGAGAGGCUCCAGAGGAUUGCUCUUGCCAAGUCAGAUAAAUCGGAGGAAGAAUAUGCCAGCAGCUACUUGAAACAACGAUUGAGUGAAGCCGAGGCAGAAAAGCAGUAUCUAUUUGAGAAGAUUAAACUGCAAGAGAGUUCGCGGGCAUCCCAGAGCAGCGGUGGUGGUGGUGACCCAUCCCAGUUGCUGAUGUACUCGAAAAUGCAUGAUAUGCAUUACAACGCCCCUCCUAGGGCAGACUGCCUGCCAAACGAACGCCAUCCUUUCAGAAAAAAUCCUUGAGGAGUGGUUUCUAGUAUGUACCGUGUAUUAUUUUAACUUCAGUAGUAGCAAUGUUACUUUAUUUGGUGAACUAGUUUGAAUGCGAUGACUUGUUUAUUAUGACCUGUGGCCUGUGGGCAUUUUUAUCUAUCUACGAAGGCUGAUAGCUUUUUAACUUUU
Messenger RNA from Prunus avium (sweet cherry), 2051 nucleotides. RefSeq names its product potyvirus VPg interacting protein (DUF1423) (gene OBE1). The record is from RefSeq and is a predicted model, not a curated record. Lineage: Eukaryota; Viridiplantae; Streptophyta; Magnoliopsida; Rosales; Rosaceae. Gene Ontology annotation, cellular component: nucleus. Gene Ontology annotation, biological process: maintenance of shoot apical meristem identity; root meristem specification; maintenance of root meristem identity.